Onychomys torridus (southern grasshopper mouse) is the source of this 933-nucleotide messenger RNA. Its product is annotated as hepatitis A virus cellular receptor 1 homolog. Bases 1 to 933 code for a protein of 310 amino acids. Gene Ontology annotation, cellular component: cell surface. The record is from RefSeq and is a predicted model, not a curated record. Gene Ontology annotation, biological process: positive regulation of mast cell activation; phagocytosis, engulfment. The transcript has 9 exons. Gene Ontology annotation, molecular function: virus receptor activity; phosphatidylserine binding. NCBI's taxonomy places the organism in Eukaryota, Metazoa, Chordata, Mammalia, Rodentia, Cricetidae.
AUGAUGCAUCCUCAAGUCUUCAUUUCAGGCCUCAUACUGCUUCUCCCAGGUGCUGUGAGUUCUUCUGUAUCAGUGAAAGGGGUGGUGGGUCACCCUGUCACACUGCCAUGUACUUACUCAAUAUCCCGAGGAAUCACUACCACUUGUUGGGGCCGUGGGGCAUGUCCAACUUUUAAUUGUGGAAACACACUUAUCUGGACCAAUGGAUACCAUGUCACCUAUCAGAGGAGCAGCCGAUACCAGCUGAAGGGGCAUAUUUCGGGAGGAAACGUGUCCUUGACAAUAGAGAAUGCUCUUCAGAGUGACAGUGGUCUGUAUUGCUGUCGAGUGGAGAUCCCUGGAUGGUUCAAUGAUCACACAGUGACCUUUACGUUGGAAGUUAAACCAGCAAUUCCCACAAGUCCUCCAACAAGACCCACAACUACACAGAGACCCACAACUACACGGAGACCCAUGACUAUUUCAACAAGACCCACUCAUGUACUAACAUCACCCAGACUCUCCACCUCUACUCCUCCAACACCAGCACAAGUGCAGCCUCUCACAGCAGAACCCACUACGAUUUAUCCACAUCUGACAACAGCUGAGGUGACAGAAACCACAUCCUAUCCUCUUGCAGAUUGGAAUUACACUGUGACAUCAUCAGAGGACUUUUGCAAUAAUUACACUGAAUCGGUCCUCUCCCAGGAGCAGCAGAAGAACGCGACUAAUGGCUUCUAUGUGGGCAUCUCCAUAGCUGUUCUGCUGCUGCUGCUGCUUGUGUGCACCCUGGCUGUCACCAGGUACAUCCUAAUGAAAAAGAAGUCAGGGUCUCUCAGCUUGGUAGCAUUCCGUGUCUCUAAGAUGGGAGCUUUUCAAAACACAGCAGAUUCAAAGUCCAGAGCUGAAGACAAUGUCUACAUUAUUGAAGACAGUCUUUACCAUACAGAAUGA